This is a messenger RNA of Seminavis robusta, 840 nucleotides long. The record is from the annotation of a GenBank genome assembly. NCBI's taxonomy places the organism in Eukaryota, Bacillariophyta, Bacillariophyceae, Naviculales, Naviculaceae.
AUGAUUCCAAUUAUCCGCCAUGUAAUCCUUGCGGGAAUGCUGCUUCCAGUCGCCGCUUUCUCCGUUGUACCCAACAAGGUGGUAGUUUCGAUACCCAAAUCGGCUACCGCAAAGAAAGUUGGUGGCCUGUUUCAGUCCGCUGUACCCCUGGAGGUGGAUGUCUUUGAACCUGCCGUAACCGAAGAAGAAACUCAGCAGCUUGACUUUUCCAUCGAAAGUGUAUCCCGAGGAGGAAAUACUCUGCUUCAAUCCCCACGACAGACAUUAGGGAAUCUGUACCAGUCAUACCUUCGAGCCAUUGAAGAAAGACCAUACCUGACAAAAUCAGUGACUGCAGCCGUUGUGAAUUUCUUCGGCGACAUGUUGGCCCAGUUCAUUGAAGCAGCCAAUGCAGGAGUACCAUUUGUUCCGAACUGGGUGCGACUGCAAGGGUUUGCCUUGUGUGGUUUGCUCUUCAUUGGGCCCUAUGUUCAUACUUGGUAUCAACAACUAUGGAAGGUUGGAAGCUGGAUGGAAAAGAAAUAUGAUAGUCCCAAGCAAGUGCAAACAAUUGCACAGCUUGUGUUGGACCAAACCAUUGGCGUUGUCAUCUUCUUCUCCACCUACUUUUACGUGUACGAGAUUAUUGAUGCACUUGUUAGCUUCAGAUUGCCCAUCAUGUCGGCUGCUUCCGCCAAAGUUGCCGAGAGCUUUGGACCCGUACUCAUGACCAACUACUACUUCUGGCCCGCCAUCAACUGGAUCAGCUUCAACUAUGUUCCAGUACAACUACGUGUCCUCGUAAACAAUGUGGUGGGUGUUCUGUGGAAUGCCUUUUUGUGCGCCAAGUUGGCGGGCUAA